GACUCCCGGGGGGGUGGGGGGGGGAAGAAGCUGCGGGAACAGUUCCGAGAGCUGCGGCGGCGCUGCCGGGGGCGGCUGAGGCCACUGAGGCCCAGAGAGGAGGGAGGCGGCCCCUGGAGCCAGCUCCUUCGCCUACCCCCCCCCAGAACAUCUUCUGGCCUGCAAGAUGGCCCACCUGCUGGGGAACCAGAGCUGCAUGGAGAGCCUGAGGAAGGACAUCACGGACCUGCAAGGAGCCAUCGUGGACGUGUUCUCCCGAGCGGGGGCAGUGCGUUUCCCUUCCUGGAAGUUCCCUGACAAGGUGUCCUGUGACCUGGACUUGGUGUCUCUCUUGGAGCACUAUGACCAUGAGGAAGGGAACCCUGAGUUCACUCAGCUUUCCCACGUGGUACUCCUAGAGCUGGUGAUUGACAGGCUCCUUUUGCUUCUGCAGAGCUUUACCAGCUACACGGACAACAUUGCCAGCAACGAGCUGAUCCCCGCCGCGCGCGAGGUGGGGCCCUGCAUGUCCAUUGGGCUCACCGUGCGCAGGUACUGGACCAGCAUGUUGAGGCUGGGAGAGCUUUACCGGCAAUCACUGACUCAGAAGAAGACGAAGCAGGAAGAUUCCCCCGUCCUCUCUGACCAGAGCGAAGCAGCCAACAACCAUCACCCAGUCAUCCACGAGUCCGAGGCCUGGGAAGGGGGGGAGAGUGAGACCGACAGGGCCCUGACCCCCGACCUCCCAGCUCUGACACCCGCCCCCCCCCUACCCUGCCAGCCUCAGGAUGCCAGCCCCGCCGGGCCCCUCGUGCCCGCCGCCUCCACUGGCACCACCCGCAGCGUCCACGCCCAGACCAUCGACACAGCCUCAAUCCCCUGCGAUGCCUGUGGCAGCGUCCAGAGGAGCUUGUGGGAGGUGAGCAGAGCCAUCGUCAGCCUGUGCAUCAGCCAGAACCUGCCCUCGUCAUUGGACAAGUUUCAGCAUCUGGUGCAUGAGACCAUGGGCCAGCAGCCCAUGUCGGUCGUGGACCUGAGCUACUGGGCAGCUGAACAGAGCAAAGACCUGUCCCGGAUCGGCAAGCACCUGUCAGCCCUGAGGCAGGUGGUCAGCCCCAUCCGGAUGCAGCUGGAGGAGGCCGAGCUGCUGAAGCAGCAGCUGGAGGACCAGGGGCAUGAGCUGCAGAAGGAGUGGGCCGAGCAGCAGCAGCAGUGGCUGGACACCGAGAGGCACUGGGCUGACCAGGCACAGAGACAAGGGCAUGCGCUGGCCCAGCUGGAGGAGGAGAAUCAGGCGCUGCUCUCAGAAACAAGCCUCCUGAAGCAGACGGUGGAGACGCUGAGUGAGGAGCUGAAGCAGAAACAAAGCACCAUCCAGGACCUAGAAGCAGAGAAACAGCAGAUGCAGGAGGACAUGAGCAACAUGGUGAAAAAAAGCGAGGUGAAGCAGCUGGAGGCCCGGGUGCAGCUACUGACUGGGCGCCUGGAAAAUGCCAGUCAGCAGUUCAGCUGGGCCAGCACGGAGCUGGACAAGGAGAAGGCAAAAGUAGACAGCAUGAUCCGGCACCAGGAGAGAGCGUGCCAGCUGGCCUCCGCCCUCGGUCCCCCUCAGUCCCUGCAGGCCAAGCAGAGGGCCCUGCUCCAGCAGCUGGACAGCCUGGACCAAGAGCGGGAGGAGCUCCGGACCAGUUUGGAGGAGGCUGAGGUACAGCAAGCUAACCUCGAAAGCCAGCUGCAGGCCGCAGGUGGAGACAAGGAGCACAUGGAGGUCCAGCUGAAGGCUCAGCAGGAGCUGCUGCAGAGCCUCCAGCAGGAGAAGCAGAGCCUAGAAUGGGCCAUGGAGGAGCUGCAGGUGACCGUCUACAGGCUGGACAAGUCGAUCCUGGAGCUGAAGGAGCGGGAGCGGCUGUUGGUGGCCUUCCCUGACCUCCAUGUCCCCAGCGAGGCCCAGUUUGAGAGCUCUGGGAACGUGGCCGAGGACAUGGAGAGGCAGAUGCAGGCCAACGACAUCCGCAUCCACGUCCUGGAGGAGGACAACGCCCGGCUGCAGGCCACGCUGGCCAAGCUGAAGGAGGUGGCCCAGCAAGGCAGCCUCAAGGCCCAGAUCUGGUCUUCACCUUCUAAAGGGACCCAAACAGGGACCCUCAGCCAUUUCCGAAGACCUUCUCCAGGUGGCCUCUGUUCCUCCUCUAGUCCCCAGACUGCGUCUGCCAACCGCCGGGACCGUCCCCCUAGCAGCCAACCCAGCAGUGACAGCAGCCUCUCUGGCCGGGCCUCCCGGCCCCAGCCCGGCCGCCCCAAGGCUCCUUCUGGCCAGAGGUCCCCCUGCUCCCCCUUAACCAUUUCAGGCUCCUCAAAGGCCUCUGGCAGCACCAACAUUGCCUACAUGGAACUCCGAGGGAAGGGCAGCGGGAAGCAUAACUUGGCGGGUUCUGCACACCAGCUGAGGUAGCAGGAGAUGGCCCCAGGGACAAGAAGGUGGCCUGGCCAGCCUAGCCCACGAAUCAAUAAAGCCACCGGCCUCUUCCUUCCCACCA
Phascolarctos cinereus (koala) is the source of this 2516-nucleotide messenger RNA. NCBI's taxonomy places the organism in Eukaryota, Metazoa, Chordata, Mammalia, Diprotodontia, Phascolarctidae. The record is from RefSeq and is a predicted model, not a curated record.